Molecule: messenger RNA, 2156 nt
Organism: Ricinus communis (castor bean)
Lineage: Eukaryota; Viridiplantae; Streptophyta; Magnoliopsida; Malpighiales; Euphorbiaceae
Product: protein SPT2 homolog
Exons: 10
Coding region: 486-1835 (449 amino acids)
Biological process (GO): regulation of DNA-templated transcription; nucleosome assembly
Cellular component (GO): nucleolus
Molecular function (GO): histone binding; DNA binding
Source: RefSeq, a predicted model, not a curated record
GUGUUACCAUUAUACAAAAUAAUGAAAAAAAAAAAAACUGGGCCCACUUUUACGAACCCCCCAAUAUAGAAGUCCCAAAAUAAUGAAGAGAGGGCGUUUUUGGGAUAAAAACCCGAACAAGAAAAAGAAAAAGGAAAAAUUCAAAAUUGUUUUAAAAUCUAUUAACAAAAUGAAGCUGGGGUGCGCAGUGUAUAAUACAGCGCAGGUUAGCAAAUGUACGCAUUGUCUCUGGGUCCUUCCGUUCGCACUUCUUUAUCCCCGAAAACCUAAAAGCACAAUCCCCAUCCCCUUUCCUUUCCCUUGUCGGUCGCCGUUUUAUUAUUGUUGUUUAGAUCUAAGAGUUCGUCUCUCGUUCCGGUUCGUUUGGUCCUUUUUUGAUCGGGAAUCGCUCAGUUUCGCUCCGAUUUCAUCGAUUCUGGUGAAAAUUUUAGACGUUCAUUAGUUGUAAGCAGCAGCGCAUUGAUCCCAGUGGAUAUUAAGCUGCAAUGCGGGGAUAUGAAAGAGAUGAGUACGAAGAUUAUGAUGAAUAUGAGGAGGAAGGAUAUGAGCAAGAGGAAGAAGGUGAAGAGGGGGAAGAAUAUGAGGAGGAAGAAGAGCGAAAGCCAAGUGCAGAGGAACUGGAAUAUCUCGAAUUAAGGGCACGGAUUAAAGAACAAAUUAGGAGGAAAAUGAAGAGAGAAAAUGGUGCUGCUGCUUCCAGAUCCCAGGAGAUAAAGAAGAAAGUUUCCUCGAAUAAUUAUGGGUCGUUCUUUGGUCCUUCCCAGCCAGUCAUUGCUCAAAGAGUAAUUCAAGAAAGCAAGUCCUUGCUAGAAAACCCACAUUUGGCAUUUAAAGCCUUGAAUUCCCAUCAUGAGAAGAAGACUUCCUCAUCUGGCACAGGUUCAAAGAAUGGAUCACGUGAGCAGAUGCCAAAAAUCAGGAACGAGCUAAAAACGAAAGUCCAGAAACUUAAAGAUACAAGAGAUUACUCCUUCCUGUUAUCUGAUGAUGCAGCACUCCCAGCUGCUAACAAACAACCUUUACCUCAAAAUGUUUCUGCUCCUAAAUCUGAGGCUCGUCCUGCCCAAGUGCCACAAAAGAGCAGACAACCAGCAGGCAAUAGUGUCAGAGAUAUUCAUGGUGGUCGUGAAGACAGGAAAUCAAUUCCUAUUAAUGGGCAAUUUCAUUUUAAAUCAGGCCUCCAUAGAUCAACCUCGACCAGCAAACCGUCUUCAACAUCAUUGGAUCCCAAAAGGCAGCUUGGUAGAAACAGCGGUAUUGGACCUGGGCGGCCUACAGGGCCAAAAGCUUUGCCUAUGAAAACACCGCUUAGCAAUGUGGAGAGGAAGGCUUCUGCACCAGCUCCAAAAUCCAUUAUGCCCGGUGCACGCAAAUCUCUCCCUCCGAAAAUACAGUCAUAUGCUCCGAGGCAACAUGUCGAACAGAGAAAGACAUUACAGGAACCCAAGAAAACUGUGCCAAUGUCAAAACAGCCGGUGGUAUCUUCAAGACCUCAGAUGAAUAAGCCAGUCAAGCAAAUUUCAUCUAAAGCAUCAUUGCAAGAUAAUCGGCCCAAGAAGAAACCCGCCAGACCAUUCCCUGAUGAUGAUGAUGAUGAUGCAAUGGCUUUUUCGAUGCUCAGAAAAAUGUUAAAACCUGAAAGGUGGAAUGCAGUUGAUGACGAUGAUGAUAUUAGUGACAUGGAGGCAAACUUUGAUGAAAUCAUGAGGGAAGAGAAACGAAGUGCAAAAAUUGCAAGGAAAGAGGAUGAGGAGCAACUGCUUCUAAUAGAGGAAGAGGAGCGGCUCGAGCGGAUGAGAAAGAUGGCAAAGAAGCGUAAGCUGGGCCAACGAUGACAUUUUCCCUGUUGGAGUCUGUUAAAGUCCUACUCACUCACUGCUGCAUCACUCCCUCCGUAUGAUGCAGUUUUGGUUGUGUUAUGGUGCCUCCUGGAGACUGGGACUUCAAAAUUUUUAUUCAAUUGUAGAAAUGUAUUUGCCAAUUCUAGAAUGCAAUUUAAAUUAUAAUCUUCAUAUACAAAUACAUCUGUGAAUGUAAUUCUGGCAGUUGCAUUUCUUUUGACUUGGGAUGAUGGAAUAAUAUUGCAGUUUACUGGUCCUUUUGGCAAUUCAUUUGUAUGAUACCUCAUCAAUGGAAACUUGAUCUCUUUUUCUUUA